Colletotrichum truncatum is the source of this 840-nucleotide messenger RNA. RefSeq lists its product as uncharacterized. Lineage: Eukaryota; Fungi; Ascomycota; Sordariomycetes; Glomerellales; Glomerellaceae. The record is from RefSeq and is a predicted model, not a curated record.
AUGAUGGCAGAAACAGCGCCAUCCAACACGGCCACUCCCAGCUACGAGUGGCGCCUUAAACACGGCGGCGUGAGACCCUCCCCGCAUAUUCUACGCCUCCGCUGGCGCGCAUGGGAACCCCUCUCGGCCAUCCGUGUGCUGGACGACGCCACGGACGUGCAAUCCCCUCAACAGCCCUAUGAUCCGCAAACGCACCCCAUCGCGGCAGAGCCGGUCACCCGACCGCCCGUAUCGUCGAUGGACGUUCACCUAGCCGACAUGGACCUCUGGGCCCAGGACUGGCUAGCUGAGCACGACCAGCACGGCGAGUGGGAUGACGAAGACGCUCUCGAGGCCUUCGGGGCGCGCAUGGUCGCCCCUACGCCCAGCGAUGAUGAGUGGUGCCUGGUCGAGGACCUGGCGGCCGCCACCGGCACCGAUCCGAGUGCUGACGACUUUGAGGUUCCGGCCGCGAGGCGCGUCCACUGCUGCGGGCUCGACCGGCCGCCUAACACGCCGCCGCACGUGACGGUGCGCGCGUCGACUGAGGGAGGGGUACUCACCAUCGGCGACUGGAUCGCCGGCGUGCACGCGCUGCUUGAGCAGCAGCGGGCUGACGUCUUGGCCUCGCGCGGCCAGAUGCAUGCGGACUGCGGCGAGCCCGUCGUGCUCCCGGACGAGGUGGUGUACGUGGAUCCGACCAUUUCCUUGGCCAACGUCUUCCUCAAGGGCGAGCGGGACGUGGGCCUCCGGUCGAUGAUCCCGAACCCGGUGGCCGAGCCCCAUGUGCGCAUUUCGGGGUGGGAGGGUUUAUGGCAGUCGUGGGCUGACGAAGCGAGGAUAAGGGCCGCGCAAAGAUAG